UACCGUAAGACAUAAUAAACCAGGCAUAAGUCCGUACACUUUAAAGUAUCAAUAUAUUAGAUGAACACGGCUCCAUUGUAAUCUUUAAUCUACUUUUUUUUUCAGCAGACACGACUGAUUGGACGUGAUUAUAAGAAUUUUGUGCCUGGUAUGGGAACGAAAUAAAUUGUCCAUUUGCGUUUGCUAAGGCUGAUUGAGGAUAACUCUUGGGGAAUACAGUACCGGAGGAAUCACAUAUUUAGAUCAAGCAAUUCAAAGAGGAAGAGGGUGUACAAUGGCAGAAGAAGCGAAUAGCCAAAUGGUGAUCGAUGGUCACAUGAGCCCCUUUGACUAUAGGAACCGGCAGAACAGAGAUUUGAGUAUUACACAUAUAAGCGAUUCCCAGUCCUCAACAACAUCUGUUUCAACAAAAUACAACAAUAAGAGAAAAUGUAUUUACCUCUUCGGUGGGUUUAUCGUGUCCUCUUGUUUCGCUGCAAUUGCGUGCGCAGUCUUGCUAAUGUUUAUCGUGCUCAAACCAGCUGUCCCCGCUGUAGAUGUAUUUGAACACGGAAAAACAGCCAGUCAACACAAUGACGAGGGCAUGCAAUGUAUGGACGCGACACUCCAUCGCAGUAAAGCUCGUGCCAAAUAUGUGGCGGCAAAAAACUUUGAUACAGACAUCGCAAAGAAGUUAAAGUCAGUUUGCUGUGUGGAUAUUCCUAAAGAUAUAUGUGAUGGUAUUUUACCUUAUGCUCAGUCAUUCUUUCCGAACAAAGUGGCUAGUUCUCAUAAAGACGCCGAAAAAUAUCUGGAAAGUGUCGACAGCUUUAUGAAGUGCGACCCAAAUGCUCUUUAUGUAUUCUGCGCAAUGGUCUACCCACCAUGCAUUACCGAGAAAAGACAAGUAAUGCCCUGUAAAGGUGUCUGCGAGGGCGUGGUGAAUGGUUGCCAGACUAUUAAUACAAGUGUUUCCAUUGAUUCAAAGUUGUCAUGUGACUACUAUCCUGAUGGAGACCCGGAUGAAAUUGUUUGUAAAAGCUGCUCGUACGCAAUCAAUCUUGGAGAAGUCGGUGAAGAGUUUGAAUUCUCGUCUCCAAAUCAUCCCAUGGAGUUCCCGUCAAAUUCUAAAUGCGUUUGGUCAAUAACGUCGCCAGAAUCCACUAGAAUCCAGAUUGAUAUCUCGAAUGUCGAUGUCAUCAAACAACUGAAGGAAGAGCUGACAGUAAAAUUCGGACAAAACCCGUAUGGAAGUUCUUUGCAUAUGCAGCGCAUCACGGAAGACCGAGUCGUUCUAACCCAUCUUAACUUUGCUUCAGUCAUUUUUCAGAGUGGGGCGUUAACGAAUGGUAGUACUGGAUUUUCUGCAAAGGCUAUCGUGUUGAACGCUAAAGAUACAUUAUUGUGUGAAAGCAAUGCAAGACCCAUUACGGAAGAGGAUCUCUGUGAUGGUGUAUAUGACUGCGUGGAUUGUGAUGAAGAGUCUGGGUGCACAACUUGUGAGGGUAUCAGUGAAUGUUUCGAUGAAAGAAAAUGCCGACCUCCAUGUGGCUAUAACUUACGCCUGGCCACAGAAAACACAAUUGAAACAAUAUCAUCACCGCUGUACUCUGGGAGCUACGAAGAUUGUAUCUACACUUUCAAAUCGCCGACGCGGUUUAGACUCAGAAUAGAAUUCGUUAGUUAUAAUGGACUUGUAGGCGGUUGUAACUUCAAAUACGGUUAUGGGGACAAUCCAUAUAAUGCUGCAAGCGAAAUUGCAGGCAUUCCCGAAUUAUCAAAACCAAUUGACUUCCCUGAUAAUGUGGGUUGGAUAUGGCUUGCGUCGGGGUCGGACAAUACCAGUUUUGUUGUUCGCGUUAGUUCUUUUAUAGAUAAAUUGAUUAUAAAUAUGACUGGCAACGAUACGUACAUAAUAGACACUAAACAAGUGUCAACUGAGGUUUCUAAUGCGCUUGAAAGAGGCGUUCUCAUUUUCAAGUCUCCUCCUGGUUACUAUUUCACUAUAAGCUGUAUAAACGAAAUUUUAAACCUGGGGUUAAACAACGUUGCGAUUGGAGUAGGAUCAGAGCCAAUAAAAUAUGCUGUAUACACCUUUUACGCUGAUUCUAAUGACGUAUUGGAGUUUCUCACCGAUGCCUUCUGGUUGAAAAUGUAUGGAAAAGGCCCGUAUGAGUUAGGUUUCACAAUAAAGACGAUGCAUGCAAGAGAGGUUGUUCGUCAAAGUGUACUGGUGGAUGAAUCAGCAACUAUAGUAUUGCCAAUUCCAGGUGAGAAAGCAAUUGAUGACUGUAUCGAAAUAGAAAAAGAUAAUGAAGAUGAAAUCGAGGAACCUGUUACUGUCAAUUAUGUUACCUCAAAUAAUGAAGUAAUUGUUGAAAACGGCAAUGAGACGGAUGAUAGUAAGACUGAUGAUAGUAAUGUAGUUACAAUCGCAACAACGUGGAUAGUUGCAUCAAUAAGACAUCCAAUGAUUGGAGUGAAAUUUCUCAAUUUCAACUCAUCUUCUACUAAGUUUAACUAUUUCCUUAUUGGAUACGGACUCAAUCCAAAUGAUUCGUCAACGAUCUUGUUCAAAGGAACAAUAUCUGAUUUUGAGCAAAAGCUCCCAGGAGACAUCAUUGUCAAAUAUUCGACGUUCUGGAUUCAACACAUUUCUUUUAGUACCGCCAAAGAUACGAUGAUGUCUUUGGAACUGAAUGGAGUGGCAAGCCUCGAUGAUCUGGUUUGCCCACUAAAAUACGGUGUAACUAAAGAUGACAUUUGUGAUGACGAGUAUGACUGUCCUGAUCGUAGCGACGAAGAAAAUUGUGGCGACAAAGAUGUUUGUGGUCGCAGGCCGUUUCACAAUCGCAAGAAGCGAGUUAUUGGUGGGACUGAGGCUAACCUAGGAAGUUGGCCGUGGCAAGGGCUUAUUAUGGUUGGCUACUAUCCACAUUGUGGCUGUACUUUAAUAGAUGAAUAUUGGGCAAUUACAGCUUCUCAUUGUCUUUGGCAUGAUACAAACAGUGCUAGUAGUUUAUCCAUCAUGUUUGGCAGUAUUUCAAAUCAAAAGUUCUCAAGGAAGCAUCUCAUUGUGGAGGCUUCAUUGGCCUUCCUACAUCCAGAAGAUCUUAGUUUACCCGAUCCUAUGGACCACGAUAUUGCUUUAAUAAAGUUUGACAAACCUGUUCCUUUCACAAAUUAUGUGCGACCAGCGUGUCUCGUUCGAAACGAGACACAAUUUUUGCCAGGAGACACGUGCUAUAUAUCUGGCUUUGGUAGACAAGGAACCUGGAAAACAGCUACAGAGUUGCAUGAAGCACCAAUGAUGCUGUAUAGCAAUGAAAAGUGCAUGGAUUUCCAGUCUAGUGUUUUCCAAAUUACCGACAACAUGGUUUGUGCUGGUAAACGAGAGGGCGGUGUCGGGACUUGUUAUGUACGUGACAAUUAUAUCAUAGUUACAAAUUUAUAA
Messenger RNA from Anneissia japonica, 3433 nucleotides. RefSeq lists its product as uncharacterized. Gene Ontology annotation, molecular function: serine-type endopeptidase activity; protein binding. Lineage: Eukaryota; Metazoa; Echinodermata; Crinoidea; Comatulida; Comatulidae. Gene Ontology annotation, biological process: proteolysis. The record is from RefSeq and is a predicted model, not a curated record. Bases 275 to 3433 code for a protein of 1052 amino acids. The transcript has 16 exons.